This is a messenger RNA of Aureobasidium melanogenum CBS 110374, 570 nucleotides long. RefSeq lists its product as uncharacterized. Gene Ontology annotation, molecular function: protein binding. The annotation marks the transcript as partial. The record is from RefSeq and is a predicted model, not a curated record. NCBI's taxonomy places the organism in Eukaryota, Fungi, Ascomycota, Dothideomycetes, Dothideales, Saccotheciaceae. The transcript has 2 exons.
AGAUUGUUGAAGUUCUACUCGAGCAGCCGAUACUCGGAUGUCACUGUCAAAUUAGGCGAUCUAUUGCUGCCCGCGCAUCGGAUUAUCCUUGCACAGAACUCUGUCUACUUCAAAAGAGCCUUUCUUGGACGCUUUCCUGUCGCGUCCAGCUCCAUCAUUGAUCUAGGUGAAGACGACGAGCCUGAUAUGGUCCGUGCAAUGAUCAAGUUCAUGUAUGGUGGUCGAUACAUCGACUACAGUCGUUUGCCUGGCGGGAAUAUCGUAGAAGCAAUGGUCGACAUGUUUGUACUGGCUGACAAGUACGACGUUGAGUCUCUACGAGUUUCUGUGUGCAACCACUUCACCCGCGCAAUGGACAUUGCCUUCUCUAAUGUUGGCAAGAACCUUACUUACCAACACUGUUUCAUCACCUCGAUUAUUCCUAGGAUUUGCGGACCCUCUGCCCUUCAGCUCGCUGACAAAACACUGCAACAAUCCAUCCUGGAUCUAUGCAAGGAGCAUUGGACGACACUGCAUCGUGAUCCUGACUUCUGCACCUUGUAUGGUACUGGGCAGUUGUUUGAUGGUGAU